UCUGGUAGUCUCCACGGCUGGGGUUUGUGUCACGGCAUGGUGCGGGGAGUUCAAUGCGAUAUAGAAUUAGCCAGGUUGUGUUGGACGUCUUGUCUAUGGUGAGGUGACGGGUUGUUCGAUCAGCAGGAAAACUGGCUGUGGAGAGUUCCUGGAGUGUCUCAGUUGGGACCUAGACUUGGAGCUGCGAGCGGGGUGAUGAGCUCAGAUUUUCUUUCUUUGUUUGAAUGUUGAGGUUUCUGGUUGCUUUAGAAAGUCUGGGAUUUCAGUACAGGCGCUGCGCAGUUCGAUUGAAACAUAAAUCACUACCGUCUGGUUUGAGGUGCAAAAGAUGAGAACUUGGGGUUACUGAGAGCAACUAACUUGAUAACUAGAAAUGGCCUAGACAUAAGCUGUUUUUUCGACUAUGAAGAUGCUGAAGCUCCAUAUUUUACAACUUAGAGAGAGAGAUAGAAAUCCGAGUUAGUUGUGGUCGCAAUAUGCAGGUGAAAAGUGUGUGUAGGGGAAUAUACAAACGGUGUUUUCGUUUUUGAAGGUGGAUUAUUCUGCGUAUGCGAGCUGCUUAAAAAGGACAUUGUGGCCAUUAAAGAACAUCUGCCGUUGUGGUAGAAUUAUUUUGCGUACAAUCUUUCCGAAGUAAUCUGGUUCGACCUCUCAACCUGCCAGAGUAGUUGGCUUUUGUAUUUGUGAGUAGCCAUGGGUAAUAGCUAUGGCAAAACAGUCCAAAAAUGCUGUGCGUGUGUAUCCCUAGAGGAGAAGCGUAAGCAUCUCCCCGGGCCCCCAGGGAUACCUCCUGCCGAAUCGCCGACGGAGACGCUGCUUCACGGGAUUCUAGAGAUCACUCUCAACGAGGUUGUGGCGUCGGGAUUUUUGAAGCUUUUCCGGAAGGUUGACGAUCUCUGGGGAGGCGUGAUUGCCAUUGUUGAGCUACCCCCAGUGCGCGUGGCACGCACUCGAGCUGUCAAGAGGUUGAAAAGAGUCAAAUUCGAGGAGUCUUUCCGCGUCUUCUGUGCUCACCUCGUAGCCUCUAUCAACGUAUUUGUAUACUCUGGAGCUGUGUACAUGGGAACGGCCAAGAUUCCCGUGACCGAGGAACUUCUGAAAGGAAAGACCAUCGAUGGAUGGUUUGAGCUUGCAGGCGACCAUGAGGGCACUGCGAAGUUUCACAUAACCUUGCGUUUCAUACAGGCUGUCAAUGACAAAUACUACAACGUCGGCGUUGCCGGAGGUGCAUUUGAGGGGGUUACACAUACGCUCUUCCCUAUGCGCAAGGGUUGCAAGGUGAUCCCCUACCAGAACGCACACAUCGACGAGACUUUCAGCCCUAAGAUCAAGCUCGACAAUGGACAAUUCUAUACUCCUGAGAAAGGUUGGGAAGCUGUCUAUCACGCCAUGAAUGAAGCCAAGAAGUUUAUUUACGUGGCUGGGUGGUCUAUUAACGCGACCAUAGCGCUCAUUCGCGACAAGGAGGGGAAGCCCUUACCUGGAAACUUAGGGGAGACCUUCGGAGAGCUACUGGUGCGCAAGGCCAACGAGGGCGUCACCGUCCUGAUGCUGAUAUGGGACGAUAAGUCUAACAACAACCAUCUUCUGACUGGUGUUAUGAAUUCACACGACGAAGACACGUUUCUGUACUUUCGGCAUACGAAAGUGCACUGUUUGUUGUGUCCCCGUAAACCUCAAGCGAAGGAGUUUAAGCUCAUCACGGGCUUCAUCUUCACGCAUCACCAGAAGGUGGUGUGCAUGGAUGCACCCGCCUUACCGUCUCCACAUCUAGCUCCGCGCAGAGUACUUGCUUUCCAAGGGGGAAUAGAUUUAUGCGACGGGAGAUAUUGUUAUCCUGCGCAUCCGUUGUUCCAGCAUCUUGACACGCUUUUCAAGCAUGAUUUCCAUCAGGGGAGCAUCGUUGGAGCUGCGCUAGUUCACGGCGGACCUCGAGAGCCUUGGCAUGACUGCUACUCCCGGCUUGAGGGGGAGAUAGCAUGGGAUGUUCACGAAAAUUUCCGGCAGCGGUGGCUGAAGCAGGCCGGUAAGAUGAGGGAGCAUCUUUUGGUGUCCAUAGAGAACCGGGAGAUUUUCUGCCCUCCUACCCCGGUAACUUCGGAGGACGAUUGUGACACAUGGAACGUGCAGCUGUUCCGCUCUCUUGACGAGACCUCCGGAGUGGAUUUUCCGCAGACUCAAACUGAGAUCUUCAAGGCGGGGCUAGUGCGUCAAGCAGCUGGAAAUGUAACCGAGAGGAGCAUCCAAGACGCAUACAUUCAAGCCAUUCGGCGAGCUAAGAGAUUCCUAUACAUCGAGAAUCAGUAUUUUCUGGGCAGCUCUCACAUGUGGGAGCCGGCUGUUCGAGACGAAUCUUGCGCGCAACUCAUACCCCUGGAGAUAGCGCUUAAAAUCGCGAGCAAGAUUCGCGCUGGCGAAGACUUCAGCGUCUACGUCGUCAAUCCUUUGUGGCCCGAUGGUGCACCGACAAGCUUGUCUGGUCAGGACAUCAUGCUGUGGCAUAGGAAAACCCUAGAAAUGAUGUACAGAAUCAUUAACAAGGCGUUGCAAGAUAUAAAUCGAGCUCAUGAGGAUAUGACCCGCUACCUGAGCUUCUACUGCCUCGGCAACCGGGAGGCUGUGAAGCCGAAUGAAUACAUACCACCACAUCCGCCGAAGGAAGGCACUGACUACUACAAAUCGCAACAGAACCGAAGGUUUAUGAUAUACUGCCAUGCGAAGAUAAUGGUUGUGGACGACGAGUACUUGAUAAUCGGGUCGGCGAACAUCAACCAGCGAUCCAUGGACGGAGGUCGAGACACGGAAAUGGCCAUGGGAGCGUUUCAGCCGCACCACACGAUGUCCGGCGCAGCGGACGGGGUGCCUCGGGGCGUAGUCCACGGCUUCCGAGUAUCCACUUGGUUUGAGCACUUGGGCUACCAGGAGGAAGUCUUCCAGAAGCCAUGGACGCGGGAGUGUAUGCAGAGAGUGAACGAGCUCGCGAGCCGCUACUGGGAGGAAUACUCACGGCCAGCGCCCAUCGUCGACAUGCAGGGGCACUUGAUGAGAUACCCCUACGUCGUCGGAGAAGACGGCAGCAUCAACGCCAUCCCGGGACAGGAGCUUUUCCCCGACUCGGAGGGACCCGUCCUGGGAGCUCACCAACCUACAUACCCAAAGAUCUUAACAGUCUGACCUCGAUUCAGCUCGAACUCCCAAUCAUCGAUCCCUUGUAAAGCUAUCAGCAGAUCGGCAGCUUCUGCGCUUUGUACAAUUGGGUGUAUGAUAACCAUUUAAUGUGCUCUUAGAGCUAGAACAUUCAAUCGGUCUCCGACUUGCAGGGUGACUUCAUGCGCCGCAUUCAUUUCUACUUCAUCGAGCAUACAAGAACCCCGGCUUCGUCGUCGUUUCAUCUCAACUGCUGUGUUGCGGGAACGUUCAGACUGUGCAGUGCGGACACGAGCUCGCGUGAGCCGUAUUUGGAAAAUCCAUCGCUACAUUGCAAACCCAUUUGGGCUGCCAAACCAUCGAUGCUGCGACAAAUGUAACAGCAAACAAACACAGAUCGUGUGUGGAGAUGAUGCUUGAGACCAACGCCAAUCACUUGCAUGGGGAAGCUCGUCCGCUGUGUAAUUUUGUUGCAAUCGCGAGCCGCGUCGCGCUAGAUUUGUCCCCCCAGUCACCGACGCACGCCGACAGAGCAGCAUUGACAGCGUCAUUACCCAUAUGUUAGGGCUAAGUGUGAUAUUUGUUAGGAUUAAUUGCACUUUGUACUCAUCUGAGCUCCCCACUUUUACAUGAUUGCUUAUUAUUUAUUGAUUUAUU
Molecule: messenger RNA, 3804 nt
Organism: Physcomitrium patens
Lineage: Eukaryota; Viridiplantae; Streptophyta; Bryopsida; Funariales; Funariaceae
Product: phospholipase D alpha 1
Biological process (GO): phosphatidylcholine metabolic process; phospholipid catabolic process
Cellular component (GO): plasma membrane
Molecular function (GO): D-type glycerophospholipase activity; calcium ion binding
Source: RefSeq, a predicted model, not a curated record